GCGGGGCCCGGCUCCCACUUCGGGCGAGCUCCCUAGGUCGCCCGCGCCCGGUCCCCUCGUCUCGCCUUGGCCUGGCGGCGGCGGGGCCCUCCCCUGAGACGGGCCCGGCAGCACCGUGCCCGACCGGGACCGGCGCUGCCAUCGCGCACUGCCUGGGGCGCCCACCGCGAGCCGCCGACUCCCCCGCACUCGGGCCUUCCCCGGGCGUGAGAAAGGGAAGGACGUGAGGCCCGGCCCCCGGCCCUGCGACCCCUCCUCGGCGCGGCGGAACGGCGGCGGCGGCGGCCGGCGCGAGCGCGGGCCGCGGGGAGGGAAGCGGUCCCCACAGGCUGGAGGGGUGCACGUCGACCUACCCAAGCUAUUUCCCAGGGCUCCGGCUGUAAUGCGCACCGAGACUUCGCUGGAAAGCGGGCGAUGCCUAUUUGUCCUGAUGUCAGUCCUUAAUCUAGUCCCUCGCAGCCUGUGACCCUUGCGACCACAACGUGCGCCCUCAGCCUCACUCUGACAGUGAAACCAUUGGACUAUGUAAGGACAAGGGUAGAAACUGACAGGAAGGGGUUCGGUUCCGAGCUGUCACGGUCCUCGUAAACGCUACAUAGAGUAGAGAGAACUCGGUAAAGUGUAGGGAGGCGGCAGUGCCAACCCGUCACAGGCACCCGACGUGUAAGCCUCACGCUUUAGGAGCGGGUUGGCAGGACGGACCUCAACUCGGAACGCAGUUCCCGCGGAGUGCAGUUUCCCCCCGGAGGCGGCUCCGCGGCACCUGUCCCUGUUACGCAGGCGCUAAGCCACUGACAGAGCAUGGGAGCCGUGGGUGUUCUGUGUUUGGCGGUGGCGAUCCUAGCACCGGGCAUCUUCUGGGUUUGGCGCUUCUUGGAACGAAUGAAGAAUCAGGUGCAGGCUGGCCUGUUGGGAAGAGGAAGCCGGACCCUCCUGGUGAUCGCGCACCCCGACGAUGAAGCCAUGUUCUUUGCUCCCACUUUGCUAGGCUUGGCCCGCCUGAGGCACCAGGUGUUCCUGCUCUGCUUCUCCGCAGGGAAUUACUACAAUCAAGGGGAGAUUCGUAAGAAAGAACUUUUGCAGAGCUGUGAUGUGUUGGGGAUUCCACCCACCAAUGUAAUGAUUAUUGACAGCAGGGAUUUCCCAGAUGACCCGGCUGUGCAGUGGGACACAGCGCAUGUGGCCAGCGUCCUCCUCCAGCACAUAGAAGCGAAUGACAUCCACCUGGUGGUGACUUUCGAUGCCGGGGGAGUAAGUGGUCAUCGCAAUCACGUGGCUCUGUACGCGGCUGUGAGGACCCUCCGUUCGGAAGGGAAGUUCCCUGAAGGGAGCACAGUGCUCACGCUUCAGUCUGUGAAUGUGCUGCGCAAGUACAUCUCCCUUCUGGACCUGCCCUUUUCUCUGCUUCAUGCCGGCGAUGUCCUCUUCGUGCUCACCAGCAAAGAAGUGGCACAGGCCAAGAGGGCCAUGUCCUGCCACCGCAGCCAGCUCCUGUGGUUCCGCCGGCUCCACGUGCUCUUCUCCCGGUACCUGAGAAUCAACUCUCUGCACGCCCUCUGACCCGGAACAGGGCGAGAAAGGACCAGGAAGCGGGCCUGCUCUGGAGCUGGCCUAUGUCCCUGCGCCGAAGGAGCGUAGGGUGGCCUCCCAGGACUCUGCUCCUCAGGCUCGCCAGCCCCUGACGAACGGAGGCCAGGCAGGCCAAAGGACUGUCCAAACUUCAGCUCCCGCCCUGGCCGGUUUGGCUCGGAUGGAGUGUUGGACUGUGGACUGAGGGGUCCCAGGUUCGAUUCGGGUCAUGUACCUUGGUUGCAGGCACAUCCCCAGUAGGAGGUGUGCAGGAGGCAGCUGAUUGAUGUUUCUCUCUCAUCGAUGUUUCUAACUCUCUAUCCCUCUCCCUUCCUCUCUGUAAAAAAUCAA
Molecule: messenger RNA, 1920 nt
Organism: Eptesicus fuscus (big brown bat)
Lineage: Eukaryota; Metazoa; Chordata; Mammalia; Chiroptera; Vespertilionidae
Gene: PIGL
Product: phosphatidylinositol glycan anchor biosynthesis class L
Exons: 7
Coding region: 802-1560 (252 amino acids)
Biological process (GO): GPI anchor biosynthetic process
Cellular component (GO): endoplasmic reticulum
Molecular function (GO): N-acetylglucosaminylphosphatidylinositol deacetylase activity
Source: RefSeq, a predicted model, not a curated record